CACUCUCUGCUCACUACUCUCUCAUCUCAUUCUCUGCUCAGUGCUCACUACUCUCUCAUCUCAUUUUCAAUAUCACCUCUUUGUUUAUAAUUUUCUCUUUCAGAGAACAAAAUAAGAUGUUCAACAAACUUCUAACGUUCUUAUUCUUAUUUGUGUUCAUAUCCAGUAUAAGAGGGAAUUCCGGUUAUGAGAAAUACAAAAUACUAAGUAUGAACAAUCAACCCUCGGUUGUUGAUUUUAACCAAUUUGCUGGUUUUAUAACUGUGGACUAUAAAAACGGAAGAUCUCUGUUUUUUUAUUUUGUUGAGGCUGAGGCUGAUCCGGCUUCCAAGCCGGUGUUUCUCUGGAUCAACAAUGCAGGACCGGGCUGUUCUUCGUAUGGAACUAUCUUUGAGAAAGGGCCUUUUAGGCCAACAAGUGAAGGUGGGUUUGUGAAAAAUCCACAUAGUUGGAACCAAGCUGCAAAUAUGUUAUAUUUGGAUGCUCCUGCUGGUUUCGGAUUUUCCUACUCCAACAACACUGCCGAUUAUUCAUUAGUACUCAAUGAUGAUUUUGCUGCAAGGGAUAACCUUGUAUUUCUUCAUCAUUGGUUUAAUGAAUUCUCUCAGUACAAAUCAAAUGAUUUGUACAUCGGUGGGGAGAAGAAUGCAGCCCGCCUUGCAGCUAAUCUGGCAGAGCUUAUUGUAAAAAACAACGAAAGCUUCAAUCGGGCGUCGUGGUGGGAAAUUUUGGAAAAUUUGUGUAUUAAUUUUAUGGAUUUGGAAUUACUAAAGUACAUCUAUGUUUAAGGAUUAAUUUUUAUGAUUAUUUCUGGAUCUGUAAUAGGUUGGAAAAUUCCGAUAAGUAUUUUUGGAUCUGUACUUGUUAUUAAAAUAUGUUUAAUUGCUUUAGGUUGGAAAAUUCUGAUAAGUAUUUCUGGAUGUUUAAACAGAAAGAAAACUUUCCUUUGCAGGAACUUCAUAGCGUUUCGAAUAACUUACCUGAUUUUCUUUUAUUUAUUCACUUGAUCAUGUACAUCUUGGGUUCUUUUUGUGACAAGUCCAACAUAAAUGAUUUAAAAAUUUGGACUUUAAAUAAUCUGGCACAGGCCUUUAAGACGCUUGCAGGAAUAAUGUCGGGAUUUCAGAAGCCGGACUUUUGGACCAGAACUCGUGGGUUUGGUCCUUGUACGUUGACACCACUAUUUUGACAGAAAUGGAGGCUGCAGAGGAACCGAAUGUGAGGAUUGCAGAAGCCGGACUUUCGGACCAGAACUCGGGGGUUUGGUCAUUGGGCGAUAAAUCCACUAUUUUGACAGAAAUGGAAGCUGCAGAGUUCGCCAGUCUGCAUUCCAUCUUGCAGCAUACAUCAGUUCGUUUGGUGGCCUUCAACUGCAGGCUUUUCGGUUAAGUGGGCCUUCGAAAGGUUAUCUAACGGGCUGGAUCUGGUCUUAAUCUUAAGUGUUGUAACGUUGGAAUCUCUGAAGCUUAUUUGGAAAUCAAAGGCGCCGUCAAAUAUUCAUGUUUUUGGAUGGAGACUGAUUCAUUAUAGACUUCAAACAAGGGAUGAAUUGAAAAAUAAUAAACAGUAGUAGAAAACUGGACUCAUACAACAGCUUAGAUGAAUUACAAGCAAAGAUUGAUAUUUUGAUUCAUGUUUCAAAGCAGCUGAUGUAUUAAUUCUCUCAGUUACUUUGAAAAACUAGAUGAGUGUUUUAGAAUUGAAGAUUUUUUCUUUGUAAUGUUUACAGUAUAAUAAUGAAUUCAUGUAUGUCGCUUAAGCUUUCAUCCCUAUCA
This is a messenger RNA of Vicia villosa (hairy vetch), 1775 nucleotides long. Its product is annotated as serine carboxypeptidase-like 45. Lineage: Eukaryota; Viridiplantae; Streptophyta; Magnoliopsida; Fabales; Fabaceae. The coding region runs from base 117 to 788 and encodes 223 amino acids. The transcript is spliced from 5 exons. Gene Ontology annotation, biological process: proteolysis. Gene Ontology annotation, cellular component: vacuole. The record is from RefSeq and is a predicted model, not a curated record. Gene Ontology annotation, molecular function: serine-type carboxypeptidase activity.